Messenger RNA from Myxocyprinus asiaticus (Chinese sucker), 1258 nucleotides. RefSeq names its product transcription factor Sp6-like. Bases 125 to 964 code for a protein of 279 amino acids. Gene Ontology annotation, molecular function: RNA polymerase II cis-regulatory region sequence-specific DNA binding; DNA-binding transcription factor activity, RNA polymerase II-specific. The transcript has 2 exons. The record is from RefSeq and is a predicted model, not a curated record. Lineage: Eukaryota; Metazoa; Chordata; Actinopteri; Cypriniformes; Catostomidae. Gene Ontology annotation, biological process: regulation of transcription by RNA polymerase II.
UCACAGACGUUGAGCAGGUUCAGUGAGUGAUAUCAGAUCCCAAUCACAGUCAUGUGGUGAUACAGUCAUACACACACACACACACACACACAUUCCCUCACACGCACACACACUCACACACACUAUGGCACACCCGUAUGACCCCUGGUUACGCCCUGGACCACCGCAGGAGGAGGUGGGCGUGCCCGGCUGGUGGGACGUGCACACUGGAGCCGCAGGCAGUUGGAUGGACCUGCAGGGGGCAGGACUGGGUGUGGGGGCGGGGCAAGGUGGGUCCAUGAGCCCCUACAGCCCAGACCCUCAGAUGUGCUGCCUGCCUCCCUCUAGCUCCGCCCAUUCCGCCCUGCACUACCCGCCUGAGGGUUUUAAGAUGGAGCCGCUGACGCAGGAUCUGCUGCCGCAGGCAUCACCAUCGUACCCCUCCGAGGAGCAACAGGACACCACGAGUGCAUCCGCUCGGCCCAAAUCCCAGCGUCGUGCCGGCGGCCGCGCUCCCGGUCAGGCGUCCUGCCGCUGUCCCAACUGCCUGAGUGCCGAAUCUCUGGGAACCGAUGGCAAACGCAAGCAUCUGCACAACUGCCACAUCCCUGGAUGUGGGAAAGCCUACGUGAAGACAUCACACCUGAAAGCGCACCUGCGCUGGCACAGCGGUGAUCGACCGUUCGUCUGCAACUGGCUGUUCUGCGGGAAACGCUUCACCCGCUCGGACGAGCUGCAACACCACCUACAGACGCACACCGGUGCCAAGCGAUUCGGCUGCUCCUCAUGUCCGCGGGUCUUUCUGCGUGCGGAUCACCUCGCUAAACACGCUCGCGUUCAUGAGUCGCCAUGCCAAGCUGCUGAAGAGAGUUGCGCAGCGACGCCGGUACCUGCAACAGUAGGUGGCGCCGGCGGCACAUCACUGCUCAGAGUGAAGACAGAAUCAGAAAACGACGAAGAUGACACAGCGGCGCUUAACAGCUAACCGCUAGCAAACGCUGGUUACCGCUGAAUCUUACAGCCAAUAAACAAACACCUCCAGAGGAAUACACGAGGGAUUGUUAUGAAUUCAUAUCUGUGGUGAAAACAACAUGUGUGAUCAGGAUCCAACAUGACUUUAUGCAUUUAUAAUAAUAUUUAUAAUUGUUUCUAAUUGUUUACAUUUUGGUGUUUCAUAUUCGCUGUUGUUUAACUUAAAGAUCAUGUGUUUCGCUGUGUAUUUUUAUGUAAUUGUAGUCUCUAGAUUUGUAAUAUGUUUGAUAUAGGAAUGAAUAUAACU